AUGCGUCUCGACCGAAGAAAGCCUCCCGAAAGCCCCCUCGCCACCCUGAUGCACAUUUUCAACCAACCGGUGUAUCUCAACAAACAAGGCCAUGUCGACUUCAAACCCGGCGACGCAAGGGACCCCCUGAACUGGUCCUCCCUCCGGAGGUGGUACAUCACACUCUGCACCGUCCUCCUCGUCCUCAACGGCAACCUAGCAGCCAGCAUUACCUCCGGCUGCCUCCCCUCCCUCUCUGAAGACUUCAGCGUCUCCGAAGUCGCCGCCAGCCUGACCAUCACGCUCUACGUGCUAGGCUACUGCGCGGGUCCCUUCAUCUGGGCGCCCGUAUCCGAGUUCUUCGGCCGGUCGCGCAUUUUCUACGUGACCUUCUUCGUCUUUCAGGCCUUCAACCUCCUCUGCGCCUUCUCCCCCAACUUUGGCGCUUUACUCGUGGGCCGGUUCCUGGCGGGUACGUUCAUCUCGGCCACGCUGAGCAACGCCCCCGCCAUGCUGGCCGACCUCUGGGAUCCCAUCGACCGGGGCAACGCCAUGGCCAUCUUCUCGUUCAUCAUGUGGAUGGGACCGUCCCUGGGCCCCAUUGUCGGCGGGUACGUGCAGCUGCGGUUGGAUUCCUGGCGGUGGGUUUUCUACAUCAUCCUCGCCUUCGGGGCCGCGACCGUGCCGUUCCUCUUCAGCAUCCCCGAGACGCACGCGUCCACCAUCCUGAGGAAGAUGGCGAAGAAGGCACGCGAAUCAGGCAACCCGGAAUACGAGCACGCCCAGGCCGACGCGGACGUGGAUAGGCCUACGCUGACGGAGAUCUACAAGGUGGCCUUCACGCGGCCGUGGUACCUCUUCGCCGACUUGGUCUCCCUGGUCUGCGCCAUCUACCUCGGCGUCGUCUUCAUGCUGCAGUACAUGCUCUUCAGCAUCUACCCCAUCGUCUUCCAGGACAUGCGCGGCUGGGACGCGGGCGCGGGCCAACUACCCCUGAUCGGGACCAUCGCGGGCGCCGUCCCCGGCACGAUCCUCAUCUUCAUGGACACGCGCCGCCGGCGCAAGCUAGUGGAGAAGAACGUCCGCCUGGAACCCGAGGACCGGCUCCUGCUGGCUGCCGUCGGCGGCGUGGGGUUCCCCGUCGCCAUGUUUUGGCUGGCCUGGACGGCGCAGUACAACGCGGCCCCCUGGGCCAUCCCCGCCGUGGCGGGGGGGUUCCUCUCCAUGUCGCUGAUGCUCAUUUUCGUGGCCUACCUCAACUAUAUCGUCGACUCGUACCUUCACUUUGCGGCGUCGGCUGUGGCGGCGAAUACUUUUGCGCGGCUGCUGGGGAGUGCUUCGGCCCCGCUGUUCACCAGGGCCAUGUUCGAGACGCUGGGGGUUGGUGGUGGUGGUUCUCUCAUUGGUGGUGUUGCUGCUUUGCUGGCUGUCGUUCCGUUUGUGUUCCUCAAGUACGGGAAGCAGAUCCGGGUCAAGAGCAAGUACGCGCCUACAGAUGAUGAGGAGAGGGACGAGCGGAAUGAGGAGACGGGUCCGAUGGAGUAUGGCGUUGCUCAGUGGGAGGAAUGGGAGGAGGAGCAUGAGGAGAAGGAGAGGAAGAAGAGCCUGGAAGAGCAUGACAAGGCGGCUCGAGAGGCCGAGGAGGGAGAGGCAAGUGGUCUGGGGAACUAA
Messenger RNA from Sodiomyces alkalinus F11, 1650 nucleotides. Its product is annotated as putative MFS multidrug transporter. Bases 1 to 1650 code for a protein of 549 amino acids. The record is from RefSeq and is a predicted model, not a curated record. The transcript has 2 exons. NCBI's taxonomy places the organism in Eukaryota, Fungi, Ascomycota, Sordariomycetes, Glomerellales, Plectosphaerellaceae. Gene Ontology annotation, biological process: transmembrane transport. Gene Ontology annotation, molecular function: transmembrane transporter activity.